Aphanomyces invadans is the source of this 1250-nucleotide messenger RNA. RefSeq lists its product as hypothetical. The transcript has a single exon. The record is from RefSeq and is a predicted model, not a curated record. NCBI's taxonomy places the organism in Eukaryota, Oomycota, Saprolegniomycetes, Saprolegniales, Verrucalvaceae. Bases 14 to 1141 code for a protein of 375 amino acids.
CCGAACUGUCGUGAUGGAUGACGCGGUCUUGCGCGCGUUGGCUGCCAACGAAGCGUACGUCGACGCACUCCGUAGAAUGGUACUGUCGUUGGAGGAAGAGGAAGCUCGCAUACAAGAUUGUAUGCACAUGCUGAGGAGAAAGAGACACCGAAGCCAAACCAACCUGAUUGCAACCCAUGUGAGAGACUUCAAGCGACAGGUGUUGGGGUGCGAAACCAUCUCGCCAGCAGCAUGCGACGACGUCUCCCGGAAAAUGAAACGUGUACGUGCAAGUGUCGAUUUUAAACGCGGCUACUUUCAGACGCCUUGCCUCACUCAAGUCGGCGGGAAGCUAGUCGAUGGUGUAGCCACCCCGGACGAGUACAUUCAAGCAAGAGCAGUACGUGAGCUUCGCGCGGCCGUGCUUCCUCUCCAGCUCCCUCCACCGAUUGUGUUGACGUGGACCCUAAACGAGCAAGCAUUUCUGACGAAGGACUUUGCUGCAUGGCGAAAUCACCACCGCGAACCCACAAACGAAGAAUGGGACAAAAUUUGCGCAUCGGCAGUGGCGACCAUCGGUGAGAAGAAGAGGCGGUGGGUUCGGCUGAAAUGUAUUCAUCACGCGUGGUCUCCUGCCGAAGAUGCACAGCUUCGAGAACUGGCGAACAAGCGCGGCCUGCCGCUGGACUGGAACGGCAUCGCGCAGACGUUGUCAUCGAACACGAUGGUUCGGUUCCCUGUCGAGUGCAUGCUACGGUACCAGCGCGAAUGCAACCCAUUAUGCGUCGGGAUAGAAUGGGACUUCCGAAGGUGGAACGCCGCCACGCAUCUGACGCUGCAUAAACUCGUGGACGAGCAUGGAGAAGACUGGGCGGCCAUCUCCGAGAGAAUCGCCUACCGCUCGGCCAACGAACUCAAGCGCAAGUGGCAGCAACUCCAGGCAACGGCGACUGAACCCAGUGGAGUCGACUGGAAGUCCUGCGCUACGUAUAGACUGCUUGUCCUCGCUGCGUACUGCUACUCCCAUCAAUGGAUCGACGUCAGAUGGAGCGACGCGAUGCGCCACGUGUCGCAUCCUCCGAGUCGAUUGCAACAGAUCGUGCAGAUGUUUCAAGCAUCGUUGAGUCCCCACGGAAACUUGGGUCCAGUUGAUCUGUCGUAGCUUCGCUCAGGUGGGCUAAAGCGUACAACUAGCAGGCGGACGACACGCAAUGUGUCCAAAAAUUAGAGUCAACGAACUGCGUGCCAACAUCGGGUGCAGAUGAGUUGCA